AUGGGUUAUCAUGCUUAUGUUCUUCUGAGUCUUUCCUGUCUGACCUGCUACGUUAUUGUUCAGAAAAUCAUCGCCUACGUUUCCGCGCGCGCCUUCUCAAAAGCACACGGCUGUGAGCCAGUUCAUCGAAUUCCUCAAUCAGAGCGCAUAAUUGGCUAUGGCUACUUUAAAGAACGAAUGGAGGCUGCCAGGAAUAAAACGCUACUUGAAACCACGCUGAAGCGAUACGAGGAGCACGGCAUGACAUGGUCUUCUACGGCAAUGGGUCGUGUUUUCGUCAACACCAUCGAUCCGGAGAACAUCAAGGCGGUUCUUGCAACAAAUUUUAAUGAUUUUGGACUAGGGCAUCGACUGCACACGUUUGGACCACUAUUAGGAAAAGGCAUCUUUACGACUGAUGGCGCACAUUGGGAGCAUUCCCGUGCACUGGUCCGGCCGAAUUUCUCCAAAGCCCAAAUCCAAGACUUGAACACCUUCGAAGUCCACAUUAAAGAACUCAUCAGCCUGAUACCCCGCGACGGGUCCACAGUCGACCUUCAGCCCCUUUUCUUCCGGCUCACCCUAGACAGCGCGACCGAAUUUCUCUUUGGCGAGUCUGUAAACUCAAUGCUUGCACCCCAAGGAUCCGAGCAGCAAACUUUCGCCAGCGCAUUCGACUACGCACAAGGCCAAAUCCUCUAUCGACGAAGCCCCCUACGGUUCUUGGCGUUUUCUGCGAACAGAAAAUUCGACAAGGCAUGCAAGACCGUGCACGAUUUCGCAGAUAAAUUCGUAUAUAAUGCCUUAGCUCAUCGCGAGAGCAAGGAUGCACAAGAGAAGCCGCCAGGCCGCUACGUCUUCCUGAACGAGCUCGCGAAAGUAACCAACGACCCACGACAACUACGAGACGAGCUCCUGAACAUCCUCCUCGCGGGUCGAGACACCACCGCCAGCCUCCUGAGCAACACAUUCCACGUCCUCGCCCGCCGGCCCGACAUCUGGUCCAAACUCAAAGCCGAAGUCGACGAGCUCAACGGCGAGAAACCAGACUACGAGACCCUCCGAAACAUGAAAUACGUCAGAAACCUCCUCAACGAAUGCAAGUCCCCUCCCCUCCCCCAUGACCACAACCCCCUUCUGACCCGCCCCACCCAGCCCUCCGCCUCUACCCCGUCGUCCCCACCAACUCCCGCUUCGCCAACAAACCGACCCUCCUCCCCCGCGGCGGCGGCCCCGCCGGCACCGCCCCCAUCCACAUCGCCGCCGGCCAAAGCGUCACCUACUCCGUCCACGCCAUGCACCGCCUCUCCCCCGCCUACGGCCCCACCGCCCACCUCUUCCGGCCCGACCGCUGGGACACGCUGCGCGUCGGCUGGAACUACCUGCCCUUCAACGGCGGCCCGCGCAUCUGCGUCGGGCAGCAGGGGUGAGGGUGGGGUUGGUGGGGAGGUGGAUGGAUGGAUAGAUCGUGUGGGGGAUCUUUCCUGCGUCGCCGCUGAGACCGUCCGUGCCAUGGCGGAGCACCGAUUCGGGCGCCCCCAAGGGCCAGAGGAGGGACGCAGUAUAGUAUACGGAGGCUGA
Molecule: messenger RNA, 1560 nt
Organism: Letharia columbiana
Lineage: Eukaryota; Fungi; Ascomycota; Lecanoromycetes; Lecanorales; Parmeliaceae
Exons: 4
Coding region: 1-1560 (519 amino acids)
Molecular function (GO): oxidoreductase activity, acting on paired donors, with incorporation or reduction of molecular oxygen, reduced flavin or flavoprotein as one donor, and incorporation of one atom of oxygen; heme binding; iron ion binding
Source: RefSeq, a predicted model, not a curated record